AUGUCUUGGAUAUUUGGAAAACCAACAACUACUCAAACCACCACGACCACACAAGAAAACGAACAAUUGAAACAAACAUUAGGUUUUGAUCCACAAGAAAUAUCUGAUGUUUCAACAAUAAUAUCAUCACCAACACCCAAUUUAACAAAUUCUUAUGCAUCAAAAUUACAUCCAUUAGCAGGAUUAGAUAAAGGUGUUGAAUAUUUAGAUUUAGAAGAAGAAAAAUUAAAUACUGUUGAAGGUUCUAAAGGUCUUAUACCAAGUAGAUCAUGGACUGAUGAUUUAUGUUAUGGAACUGGUGCUGUAUAUUUAUUAGGUUUAGGAAUUGGUGGACUUAAUGGUUUAGCAAAAGGUUUAAAAACAUUACCAGAAAAUGUCCCAUCUAAAGUUAAAUUAAAUCAUAUAUUGAAUAAUAUUACUAAAAAUGGUCCAUUUUUAGGUAAUUCAUGUGGUGUAUUAGCAUUAACUUAUAAUUUAAUUGAUUCAACAUUAGAUGGUUUUAGAGAAAAACAUGAUGAUUUAAAUUCAGUUGUUGCAGGUGCUUUAGCAGGUGCUUUAUUUAGAAGUUCAAAAGGUUUAAAACCAAUGAUUUAUUCAAGUGUUAUGAUGGCUGGUGCUUCUGGAAUAUGGUGUGGUUUAAAAAGAGUUAUAAACCCAGAAGAAAAUGAAGUCAAGUUAUUGUAG
Molecule: messenger RNA, 684 nt
Organism: Lodderomyces jiufengensis
Lineage: Eukaryota; Fungi; Ascomycota; Pichiomycetes; Serinales; Debaryomycetaceae
Gene: TIM23
Product: protein transporter
Exons: 1
Coding region: 1-684 (227 amino acids)
Biological process (GO): protein import into mitochondrial matrix
Cellular component (GO): mitochondrial inner membrane; TIM23 mitochondrial import inner membrane translocase complex
Molecular function (GO): transmembrane protein transporter activity
Source: RefSeq, a predicted model, not a curated record